UUUUCCGAAACCUAUAUAUGCAUGGUCUCGCUAAAUCGGAAAAGCUACACACAUCAUUCCUUCAUAGUGCCAACCAGUUCAGUCGGGAGGGGGCCUCCAGUAUAAAGCACUAAACAGUAGCUAUGUUUUAACCAUACCAUCAACCGACCGGUGCACCGUCAACAUUCGCUGCUCUAUUGUGUGUGCUCUCAUUUCAGUCUUCCAGUGAUUCAAACGAAGAUCUAGCCUAACAACAUGUUUCGAUCAAUUAUUCUCGUGACACUGUUCAGCGUGUGCUUCGCCGGUAUCAUCCACCACCGGGAGGACGAUGAAGAAGUGGCUGAAACCGAACAUCAUCACAACAUCGACCACAAGCACGCGACGUCGCACCAGAGCUUCAAGUUUCAUCAUUUCCACGCCGUUCCUGUCUACGUCAAGAAGGAGGACCAGCAGUUCCUGAAACAUCCGGUCGAAGUCUCCGGGCUGAAGCAUAACCUCAAGAUCGUGCAUCCUGAAACCGAACACAAUCACGGUCAUGGGCUAACACUGGAGAAUCAUAGUGAAUUUGAUCACAAACUGCAUGGCGGGCACGGAUACGAUUUGGGUCAUGCUGGUACCGAACACGUUCAACAGGAUUACGGUCACGAAUAUGAGCAUCACUACGGACAGUUGGAUGAUGGAGAAGAGAGCUAGACUGGUUAAGAUGGUUAUCAAGGAGAUGACUUUAUGAGAACUAAGAGCGCCCAGGGAAGUAACUAAUGGAACCAUUCUGCGGCACAUCCUGAAACCCUGUUCCGAUCACAGACGCUGCCGAAAACAACUUAAAUUUUAA
Molecule: messenger RNA, 811 nt
Organism: Malaya genurostris
Lineage: Eukaryota; Metazoa; Arthropoda; Insecta; Diptera; Culicidae
Product: histidine-rich glycoprotein
Exons: 3
Coding region: 235-672 (145 amino acids)
Source: RefSeq, a predicted model, not a curated record